This is a messenger RNA of Lasiodiplodia theobromae, 1242 nucleotides long. Its product is annotated as Nuclear polyadenylated rna-binding protein nab2. NCBI's taxonomy places the organism in Eukaryota, Fungi, Ascomycota, Dothideomycetes, Botryosphaeriales, Botryosphaeriaceae. The coding region runs from base 1 to 1242 and encodes 413 amino acids. The transcript is spliced from 2 exons. The record is from RefSeq and is a predicted model, not a curated record.
AUGUCCGACUACGGCUACGACUCGGACGACUUCGAUCUCUACGAUGACGGCUGGCUUUACAUCGCCGAGGAAGACCACCUUGCUGACGACCUUGCCGAGCGCGCCAUCGCAUCUCCUCCUCCAUGCGACUACGACAUCGACGGCGCAGGUUACAACUCCGACUACUUCGAGUACUGGGUGGACAUUGAGUACAAUUCAGACGGCUGGAACGAUGUCCAAGGCGCUGCAAAGACCAGCGUCACCAACAAGAGCACACCUGGUCCGAAGAAAAGGAGGAGAGUCGCACAGAGCGGCCCGUCGCAGAAGAAGCGCAAGGGCGCGCAUGGUCGCAAGCUUAUUGACUCGGCACCUGAGUCUGGAGACAAUGUGCCGCCUGUCCUGUGGCAAUCCAGCAGAGAGCGCAUCAAGCGGGACUUUGAGGAACCUAGGACCUUGACCGAGGAGCCGCAAUCCUUCUCUCUACUGGGUGACUGGAGAACGCGCUUUGGCGCUGACGGAGACCAGUCGAAAGGGAAUCACGCCGAUGUCAAACAUGAAGUCGCUCCUGAUGCCGCGGAUCAGAUCCUUAAGGCAGUGAAAAUGGCUUCAGCCGCUCCAGAGGAGGAAGACUGGGAAGAUGACGAGGAGUCUACCCAAGAAGACGGAGAUGGCCUUGGGAACCUUAUCGCCGGGAGUGGUCUCGAUCCCGAGGCACUCAUGCGCGCCCUUCAAGAGAACCUCGCCAAAUCUGGAGCCGCCCCAGCCGGCCUUGACCAAUCCACGCUUCUGAGAUACGCCUUGCGCAUGUUUAGUGGCGAGGGAGAGGCUGAUGACAUUGCUGGCGAGCUUGCUGAAGAUCUAUUCGAACAAGCUGAGGAAGACGACCCAGAGGGCAAAGACAUUGCAGCAUGGGCAGCACAGCAAAAGGGCAGACCGGAGAAUGAUGAUGAGGAAGAAUCUGGCGCGAGCCUCAAUGGAGUCUCUGAGCCCGUACCCAAGAGCGAAGCUGCACUACCUCCUACCCCGCCCACGAACGAGGCAUCCGGCACUGAGGGGAAGGGUAAAAAGAAAAAUACCGAAGCCGCGGCGUCAACAUCGGUUGCAAGCGGACUUCGGCCCCGCAAACGUAAAGCGGCAGAACCCGAGCCGGAUGAUGAACCUCCGCCCAGACCAAAGCGAGCCACGCGAUCUUAUGCUGCACCAACGGCCAGUAGCAAGUCCAGGACUGUUGGUUCGAAGGGUGGUAAGGGCAAACGUGGCUAG